Anolis carolinensis (green anole) is the source of this 1456-nucleotide messenger RNA. RefSeq names its product HUS1 checkpoint clamp component (gene hus1). Gene Ontology annotation, biological process: nucleotide-excision repair; double-strand break repair via homologous recombination; telomere maintenance. Bases 1 to 966 code for a protein of 321 amino acids. Lineage: Eukaryota; Metazoa; Chordata; Lepidosauria; Squamata; Anolidae. Gene Ontology annotation, cellular component: nucleolus; site of double-strand break; checkpoint clamp complex. The record is from RefSeq and is a predicted model, not a curated record. The transcript has 8 exons.
AUGAAGAAGAGAGGGGCCUGGGUGCGGUUUGAUUGGCCCGGCUCUUCGGCGGGAAGGGCUCGCGCCCAGGGCUCCUCUGACGUCACUCCGCUCGAAACGCCCUAUCCUCCAUCAGUGGGGCGCUCAGCGCGAUUUCUCCAUGAUAUUCCCGAGGAACCUUGUGGUGUGGUAAACACAAUUACAAAGCUAGCCAAGACCUGUACUCUACGCUUCACAGUUGACAAAAUCUACUUCAUUCUCAAUGACAAGGUAGCAAAUGGAGGUGUUAGCAUGUGGUGUGAACUUAAUCAGGAGAACUUCUUUGAUGAGUUCCAAAUGGAGGGAGUGGCUGCAGAAGACAAUGAAAUUUAUUUAGAGCUAACAUCUGAAAACUUCUCUAGAGCUUUGAAAACAGCACAAAAUGCUAAGGCAGUGAAAGUCAAGUUGACUAAUAAGCAGUGUCCCUGUCUCACAGUAGCUGUGGAACUGCCUUCCUUAUCAAGUAGUAGCCGCAUUGUGACUCAUGAUAUACCUGUGGGGAUUAUCCCACGAAAGUUGUGGAAUGACUUUCGAGAGCCCAGUGUGCCAGAUUUUGAUGUCAGCAUUUAUUUACCUGUGAUGAAGACCAUGAAGAGUGUUGUAGACAGAAUGAAAAACCUCAGCAAUUCUAUAGUAAUAGAAGCAAACCAAAAAGGAGAAAUGAACUUGAAAAUAGAAACAGAUCUAGUGUCAGUUGCAACUCACUUUAAAGAUCUUGGGAAUCCUCCUUGGGUACCUGAGCAUGCUUCUCAAAACUCAACUGAAAAGAGGCAUCCUGAGACUAUGGCUGAAGCACGCAUUGACAUUAAAAGACUUCUCCAGCUGCUUGCAGGUCAACAAGUGAAUCCAGCAAAAGCAUUGUGUAAUAUUCUGAACAAGAGGAUUGUUCACUUCAUCUUGCUCCAUGAGGAUUUCUCUCUUCAAUAUUUCAUUCCAGCCCUCACAUGAAUUGUCAUCCCAAUUCACUUGUUUAUGCUGAGGUAUUUUCUUAGUCUACUGAAACAAAACCUGAAAAAGGAAACAGAAAAGAUGAACUUGUUAUUUCAGUUAAAACCCAAUUCAUAAAAAAUACUGUGUACAGAAGUAUAUGUUUUUCAUAUUAUAUUAUGGCAAAUAGAAUUGAAGUUAAAAUCUCUUUUUUACAUUUUUAUUGGACUGAAUAUGGAUGUUUUAUUUUAAAAAUACUGUAGUCUAUUAUGUUAUUAGUGAUUAUGUUAUUAACUGCAGAGAAAAUAAUGAUGCUGGGGAAAAUUGAAGGAAAAAGGAAGAAGGGUCGACCAAGGGCAAGAUGGAUGGAUGGUAUCCUUGAAGUGGCUGGCUUGACCUUGAAGGAACUGGGGGUGGCAAUGGCUGACAGGGAGCUCUGGCGUGGGCUGGUCCAUGAGGUCACGGAAGAGCCAUAAGCGACUGAACGAAUAAACAACAACAUUAACUGCAA